UCACGUCGAGGAAAGAACAUUUCCAUAAAAAUAUUUUGUGCGUGUUGGUUUUUAAUGGGAGAAUAUUGAAUCUUGAUUUAAAGCUUUCGUGACUGCAGGAAUUCAUACUCUUUGGGUAUUUCGGUAAAGUCAUGGAGAUUAUCCACGUGACUUUAUCGAAAGACCCAACGAGUAUGGGAGAAUAUUGGUUUACACAUUGUGUGUCCGGUCAUCCUCACAGCAGCGGCUUUUGGCUUACCAUCGAACAAAGACGGUUACUGCAUCGCGCGCUUCAGUUACGCUUCUGCGACCGUCUGGAACGCUCUUCCUUCCGAUAUUAGGAAACCACUGGAGCUAUGCACAUUCAAAUUUAGAUUGAAAACAAAUUUCUUUCGAACUACUUUUUGUGUUUAGUUUCUGAUCCUUCCCUCGCACCUCCGAUUAUGUAUGUAUGUUGCAUUUUGAACUUCUUUCGCACCGUACGUAGCCAACCGUGUUAAUUGGAGGUGCAACCUCUAUGUACGGUACAAAAUAAGUUCAACAUACAUACAUUCUGAGUCAUUUUAAUUUGAUCUACAUUCAGCAUUGAAAAUGCAUCGAAAAUGCUGAAUGUAUAUCUAAAUAAGAGAAAUAUCUGGCCGUGGACGAGAAUUAUAUUUUGCUGCGAUAGACGGCAAAGAUUUGUGAAGCAUUUGAUGCACAGCUGCCGAUGGAUUCAAAGGAUUAUAGGUAAAGGAGCGACCCUACAAUUGCUCGCUCAAGCCACUGCUGGUGGAGGGGCUCCACGAGAGGGAGCUCUAGAAGGCGACCGCUGCCAGGGCUGUCUCUUGCCAGUCGCGUGGGGGAGGGGGGGUAUUCCCGUCCCUGAUUGCAUGAAAGCUGCUCCGCGUGCUCCAAUUAAAGCACCGGCGCGGGGAGGGCGGAGAGGAUGAGCGUGACCUCAGGGCCCGAGAUGAGCGCAGUCACCGAACCCCCGCUGCCAAGGUCCCUGCUCAUCUCCCUGUGCCGGGAGCUUCUCUCGGCGACCCUCGACGGCGCCAACAGCAGCAACGCGUCGCUCGGACACCGCCCGCCCGACAACUGCAGCGACGAGUUCGAGUCCGAGGUGCCCGUCGACGGGUCGCCGGCUCUGCGCAUCAUCAUCUCGCUCGUCUACUCCGUCGUGUGCGCCGUGGGGCUCGUGGGCAACCUGCUCGUCUUCUACGUGAUGCGCAACAAGCAGGCGCGCAAGAAGUCCACGAUCAACUACUUCGUCGUCAACCUGGCCAUCACCGACUUUCAGUUUGUGCUCGUGCUGCCCUUCUGGGCCGUCGAGACGGCGCUCGACUUCAACUGGCCCUUCGGCGACGCGCUCUGCCGCCUCGUGUCCUCGCUCACCGUGCUCAACAUGUACGCCAGCGUCUCCUUCCUCACGGCCAUGAGCGUCGUGCGCUACUGGGCCAUCGCCUCGGCGGUGCACUCGCGGCCGCGUCCCACCGGCUGCUCCCCGCGCUGGAUCAGCCUCGUCGUGUGGCUGGCGGCCACCGCGGCCAGCGUGCCCACCGCCGUGUUCUCCACGGCCCCCACGGUGUCGGGCGUGCCGCUCUGCCUGCUGCGCUUCCCCGAGGGCCAGUUCUGGCUGGGCGUAUACCACGUGCAGAAGAUCCUGCUCGGCUUCCUGCUGCCCCUGGUCAUCAUCUCGGCGUGCUACCUGCAGCUGCUGAGAUUUCUGCGCCACAAAAACCCCGCGGGGGCCCAGCGGACCGGCCGGCGGUCGCGCGUCACGCGCUCCGUCACCGUCGUGGUGCUGUCCUUCUUCGUGUGCUGGCUGCCCAACCACGCCAUCACGCUCUGGGGCAUCUUCGUCAAGUUGGGCGCCGUGCCCUUCGGAGACGCCUUCUACACGGCGCACGUGUACGUGUUCCCCGUCACCGUGUGCCUGGCGCACGCCAACAGCUGCCUCAACCCGCUGCUCUACUGCCUGCUCCGGCGCGACUACCGCCAGGCGCUCCGCCAGGUCUUCUGGCGAGCCCCUUCCUCGCCGCCCACCGCCACCACGCACACCUGCCACCUGCGACCCUUCUCGGGCACCUGCCGGCCCGAGCCCGAAGUCGACGACCUGCAGGCCGUCAUCCAGCUUCAGCCCAUGGACGGGGACGAGAAGGGGCAGCGGCGGCAGCAGCAGCAGCGCAACGUUGGAGUGGCGUGCACGUCACGCCGCAACCUGCACCCGCAGCACCUCCACCCCAACCGUCAUCAUGUCCAGCAGCAGCAGCAGCAGCUGGGGAGUAGGACUCAGUCGCAGCUCGCGCGCACUCACACGCGCCCGGGGGUGUACGUGGGUUGCCGGGACGUGGCCGUGUCGGCCUGCUCCACCACCACGUACCUGACCGGGAGUUACCGGUCCUGCGCGGAACGCGCCGAGCCACUGCCGGCCGUGGCAUCGGUGGGGAACACGAUUUACUGAAGGUGGCCUGAAGUGCACGGCACCGUUCGGUCCGACAAAAGUGGGCCCGGCCGGACGGCUGGCCGACCGUCACACGGAGCUGUGGAGGUCCAAUGUCCCUGCGGUGUACUGCGUGUAGCUGAAGUUCAGUGUAACGCUGGGUGACGAUGGACUUUGAAGAGGGGCCAUACGCAGAGCACCGCGCCUUCACCUUGGGCCACGAAAUGUAAUUGCUUGUGUCUUAUGGCCGAUUUCCAAGCGUUCGCAGCACGUGAUAACUUGGGGAACGAUCAGGGUGAUAGAUGUUAGGAACACGUGUGACGGUCUAAUGUAGCUGUUUUGGCUAUGCCGGAGAUUGUACUGUAUAUACAGGGUUUGGCAUAACAAGAACGUAUUCGGCAUACCUGUGUAUCUUUUCCUGGAAUUUAGUGGUAACCCGCUGCACUGCAGGUGAAAAUUCUCCACCUUUUAAGGGCGUGUCCGUGCGUGCGUGCGUGCUUGUGCGUGUGGGGAGUGGUUGUGCAGCGGUUAACACGCUAGGGACCCCAGUUCGAUUCCUACUCACGGCCAACACCAGUGGUGAUUAUCUGAAGCAGUCCUGGGCCUCCCCUCAGUCGACUCAGCCUCAAAUGAGUACGUUGGCGCGGUGUGUGAAAACAUUGCCAAUGGGAAGAAAAAGGCGGUCGGGCGUGGUGCUGGCCACCCACCCCCUUCAUAGGUGAUCGUGAACAGCACAUGCCCAAACAGCCUGUUAAGGUUAGACGGGGGAUCUUCGUCUUUUUGCGCCUCCGUGUCGGAGCUGAAACUGCAACAUUGCGAUUCGGGUCACAUCAUUCGAGCAUAAUGGAUGCGCAUGAAGUUAUACCACGGCCGCCCACAAGUGGUUAUCAGACAUACAUUUGACAUGCUCUACAUUCGCGCGUGCGCGGACUCAAUAUGUGGCCAAAACGAAUUGUGGCUUGGUCACUGGCUGCUUGCUUUCAAUUACCAUUCCUGCGGUGGAGCAAGUCUUGCGCAGAUAUGAAGGAAUUUCCCUAAUAUAUGACGGGCUGUGGUAUUAAUGAGAUACAAUGCCGAGCCACACCACGCGAGACUGCCGUACGGUACUCGGGGUGGGGGGGGGAGGUGGGAUGUAGUUUUUCUUCUUCUCCAAAAUAUAUCACGAUGCACUUUAACGACGUGGUGUUUGAUCUUUGUUUCUGAUCAGAAAAGCACCGAAGCGUCUGACACAGUCACCUAAUGUAUGUUAGUAAGUAUGAAUAUAGCCCAUCGGCUAUUUAUGUAAUACGAGCAUCAUUGUGCGAAUGACAUGUUUUGCAAAAUAACAGAUGUUUUGCACAUGGCCUUAUUUAUGACCCCCCAAUCAAAAUACAAUUCAUUAUUAAAUCAUUAUAUAUACACAUAUCGGUGGAGGUGGGGAAGGGGGGGUGGGGGUGGGUGCAGUGGUUUAGCACAUUGUGCUAAUAGCCCAGCGGUCUGAGCUUUAUUCCUGCCUUUGGACAAUAUCAGUGGUGAGUGAUGUCUGAUCAGGUCUUGGGGUGCCCUCCUUCGCAAGCCCACACUAACCAGAAUGGUGAAGUAUGGUAAAUAAAAACCUCCAUGACUUAUACGGCGUAGGGAGAUUUUCACCGAGCAGCGGAUUGACAAAGGGCUGUAAAUUAAUACAAUUAAUAUUUAUUCACAUAUCUAGAACAUUAUAAAUCUUGUACAACUUUAAGGAAUAAUUUUGUCUGGCCGAAAACGACGUGGGAAAUUUCGAGUAUUUUGUACAGUAUUUCAUUUCAUAUGUUUCAAUAAUAAAGGUCGCGGCUGGCAGAAACGUGUGGCCUAGUGGCUGCGUGAAGCGAUGUGAAAGAGUUCGGCACGAGUUCUAUCCCCGCAAUAAUUACACAACCACUGAGCUUUAUAGACGUGAGCGCUUCAUCAAUUGGGCAGCGCAACAAUUGUAUCAAAUCAUUGUCUUGUCAUGUGCAACAGGUUUCGGGGGCCAUUUUAUACUCGCUUGAAUCGCGCUGCUACUUGUCUUUAGCACAUUGCAUCGUUCCGCGCCACGAGGCAGCUGCUAACGCUGACCUGACCUUUUCCCAAUGGUGCCGAAAAUUGCACAGCCCCCUGAAAUUAUUCGCUGCUCAGCUCUUUAAAAAAAACUACCGACGUGAUAGCAUGCGAGCGUGUUUGGUCGGAAUGUUAUUGAAGUGACUUGUCACGGCCGACAUUAGCCGCCGAGACAGCGAAGCGAUACGUCGGGGGCAUCUUGCGACCGCCGGUCAAUUUCGUUUAUAAAGUUGGGAAUUAAAAUAUACGUGCAGGUUUAUCGAUAACGUUUCGGUUAUUAUUUUUGUUGAAGUAGUUGUUGCUGUGCGUUCCACCUUUGUGAUUCCAUUCAAGUGGUAUGGAUGUAAUGUGGCAGCAGUGCAUGAUGUCUACUGCACAAAUCACAGUGUGUGGCAAUGAGAGAGGCCAACACUUUAUUUUGCAGCCGAGGCUAUUAUUAGUACAUUAUCUUGUUCCCAAAAUGUUUUGACUGUCCAAUGUGGAUGUGCCUGUAAGCGCACGCGCCUGUCUGCGUGUAUGAAUGUACAUGUACACUCCGUGCUUGGCAGCUCGGACAUAAACAAACACGUGGUUUAAAGUUACUUUUGCAAGGCUGCAUUUUUAUUUUGAAAAUAUUUACUAUUAUUUAUUUUUCACGAGGCAGAUAUUGGUAAAUAGCGUACUUCUGCAGUGAAAAACAAUUUUAAAAAAUGUAGGCGUGCAAUAAAUGCAGUGAUUAAUGGAUUAAAAUGCAUUCUUAGGUCCUCGUUAAAUGCAUCAAAUUAGGAAAUUGUAUAUCACGCAUAUCAUAUGUUAAUUGUAUGGUAAUGUUGCAUUUAGGCUAAUAGAACUAACGAAGGAUUGUGCAAACAAGUUUUUUUUCAAUAAAAAAUUUAAACCACGUGGCAAAAAACACUUGGGCAAAAAAAGACAUUCUUGAAAUGAAUCGUCACCCAAAAUCACCGAGGAGGCAAAUCGUUACACACCCACUACUUGUCAAGGAUAAAGAUCCAGCAGAUGCAUGUGGAAAUGCUCAUUAUCCGAUUUCGUGGGCAGCGCUAGCGUAGCGUUUAGCGCGCUGCGCUACGAGCCCAGCGACCACAGUUUGAUUCCCACUCGCGGCCAACACCAGUGACGAUUAUCUGAACCGGUCAUGGGCCUCCCCUAGGUCGACUCAGCCUCAAAUGAGUACACAGUGUGGUGUGUAAACUCCCCCACUGGGGAGACUUCCCCCGGUCGGGCGUGGCGUUGCCCCCCCCCCCCCACCCCUCGUGCGCCACGCCGGCCUUCAUAGGUGCUCCGCUUUAAAAGUGAGCCCUGACAAUUGGUCGAUGUAGAAAAACGGGAUGAGAAGAUCCGCAAGCUCCGAAGUUCACCCUUCCUGGACAAAUGGAAGUGACGAGUCAUACUGACGGACACGGGUCAGAAUCACAUCACACGAGGUUGUGUAAAAUUAACCACGGGUGCCUGUUGUACGCAACUCGCAGUCAAGUGCCGUGGCCCCCCCAGGCUACAAAAGGUGACAGGCAGCCUUUAUAUGCUACACGAGAGUCGUCAGGGUCUGAAUGUUGAGUGGAAAUGCCAACUGCAACAAAUUGAAACCUUUUUUGUUGAUUCUCUGAGAGUUCAGAAGAUUUCUCUGCAGUGCCUCGACAUGCUCUGGCAUUUGGUGCCAUUUGAAUAUAAAUCAUAGUCUAUUAUUGCGCUGGCCUACAAUGCCAAAGUGGCUUACAUAACCAAACAGGUGCAAGCAUAGCCUUACAAAUUCUGCCCCAAAUUGAAGCAUUUAUGCCAUUUAUUCCAAUUGGUGGUAAUCAACAAAUAUCGAUGGGUUUGUGCUGCUCAGAAAAAAAAAAUCGUCAUGUCCAAUGCAAAUCGUAACAUGUGUAAAUAUGUUGUAUAUUUAUAUAGUAAAUGACAUUGUUUCUGCCCCAUCUAAUAAAUGCGUUUCUUAAUAAAUAAAUAAAGCAUCUCAUUUCUCUCUUAGCCCGGCUUGGCUCUGCAACAAAAUCAACGCAGAUUUGUCAAUGUCUCAUUUCCUCUUUACAAGGCAGAACAAUGCCAUUCUACAGUACAGUAUUUUUUAAUGUUUGUAUUCACUCACAGAGCGUGCAUGCACGCACACACACACAUAUAUAACUGACGUAAAGCUGUGUUGCUGUGUUAAUAUUGUGGCCAAAUUGUGAGCAGUUUUUUUUUUCUCGUGGCAGUGGUGUGAUGUGGCAGUGUUGCAGGGGAACUGGUCUCUUGGCCAGUGAUGAUGCUCGGCUGUUCGUGCAGUUGCAUGGCA
This is a messenger RNA of Lethenteron reissneri (Far Eastern brook lamprey), 6728 nucleotides long. RefSeq names its product relaxin-3 receptor 1-like. The record is from RefSeq and is a predicted model, not a curated record. Gene Ontology annotation, molecular function: C-C chemokine binding; C-C chemokine receptor activity. Gene Ontology annotation, cellular component: membrane; external side of plasma membrane. NCBI's taxonomy places the organism in Eukaryota, Metazoa, Chordata, Hyperoartia, Petromyzontiformes, Petromyzontidae. Gene Ontology annotation, biological process: calcium-mediated signaling; cell chemotaxis; positive regulation of cytosolic calcium ion concentration.